This is a messenger RNA of Salvia miltiorrhiza (redroot sage), 1241 nucleotides long. RefSeq lists its product as uncharacterized. The transcript has 4 exons. The record is from RefSeq and is a predicted model, not a curated record. NCBI's taxonomy places the organism in Eukaryota, Viridiplantae, Streptophyta, Magnoliopsida, Lamiales, Lamiaceae. Bases 726 to 1028 code for a protein of 100 amino acids.
UGUCUUGUUGUAAAACCAGUCUGUAGCUCUGUAUUUUGCUUUCACUUAGUUGUAGCAUUUCUUAUAUUCAAAAUUCACUCUGAGUAAGUUAAAGUGCCUUGCUUAUCUGUCCUUGAGAUGGAGAACUGAUAAUUGCGCAAACUUCUACCUCUCAUGGAUGCCCCUUCAACUGAUAAUUAUCGAACCCUUUUUCUUUUUUAUCGAACCCUUUUUCAUUUUAUGAUAUAUUUUUUUUUAAAAGCAUCUGAUAGCUGAAAUGGUUUAUGGUUACACUUUGGACUUAUGCGUCAUUCUUUUCCUGAAAAUUAGUUGCUUUUAUUUUUGUAUGUGAAUAUACUGAAUAUGUUCAUUUGACUGUCUCCAUGCUGAUUUAAUUUUUUUCUCUCUGUUGCUUGUUCGUCAGAUAUCUGGUGAUGCUUCUGUGGUGAAGAAAGCUCUUUAUCAGAUUGCAUCUCGGCUUCAUGACAUUAUUCAUUUCUUUUUAUUGCAGCAUUUGUUUGUUUUUAUAGGUAUGGUUAGUUCUGCAAGCAUUUAUUAGAUUUUAUAUCUUCUUAUUUACAUCACUCUGAAAUACUGCCUCAGACAGUUAUGUAUAUUGCUAGUUAUUGUUAGAUAUGAACUCUUAAGCUUUGUUAUCUGCAGGAGAAUUCUCAGGUAUAUCUUGUGAAAAUUUUGUGGAGGUCACGUGUUAAUGGAGCUCAAGUAAUACUAUAUAUAUCUUUUGUAUGAUUGAGCUAUGUAAAUUCUGCAAAUUUAUAUUAGAUUACCGCCUGUUCAUUUACUUGUUCAGUCUUGAUACGAUUGGAAGUCUUGAUACGAUUGGAAUUAUCUACAGGAGAAUUCUCAGGGUUAAUGUUAUUGCCACUUCUUCUUUUGACGAGAAACCCAUUACUAUCAAGUUUACGAGGCGGGGGUAUGAAGACUGUGGAUAUAUAACAGAGUCGGAAAGGUUGACAGCAUACUUGGCGCCCGUGGCGAUGCUUUUGAGCAUGAGGCAACUAGAAGAAUGCGUAAUGAAUUUAUGGUAGCUUGGGAUGGCUUGAGGUCAAAAGACAACCAGAGAAUCAUAGCAGGUUGAUUAACUAGUUCUUGAAGACUUGGUGCUAGAAACAUUGUAUGAUAGAUUUUUGUUUUAGUUAUAAGGUAGUUGGUAUUUUCAAUUUUGAAUCGGAAUAUGCAAUGAUGAUGUAUACUUGAUAUUUGGUUAAUUUGGAUGAUAAUGUAUGAAUAUUUUGGAUGAU